Sceloporus undulatus (fence lizard) is the source of this 6399-nucleotide messenger RNA. RefSeq names its product integrin subunit alpha 11 (gene ITGA11). Bases 94 to 3669 code for a protein of 1191 amino acids. The transcript has 30 exons. The record is from RefSeq and is a predicted model, not a curated record. Gene Ontology annotation, molecular function: integrin binding. Gene Ontology annotation, cellular component: external side of plasma membrane; integrin complex. Gene Ontology annotation, biological process: cell-matrix adhesion; cell adhesion mediated by integrin; integrin-mediated signaling pathway. Lineage: Eukaryota; Metazoa; Chordata; Lepidosauria; Squamata; Phrynosomatidae.
AGAGCUCUUUCUCUGAGCAGAGCCUCCGUCUGGCCUUCAGUGGAUGUUUGGCCAGGCUGACCAGGGCCUCCAGAGACCUCCAGCAGGACUCCCAUGGACUUCCCCAGAGGGCUGGUGGUCGCCUGGGUUCUCUGCCUCCUGCCAGGGUUCUGCGAUACCUUCAACAUUGACACCAAAAGGCCACGAAUUAUACCGGGCUCCAAAGAAGCGUAUUUUGGCUACACCGUUCAGCAGCAUGAAAUCAAUGGGAAGAAAUGGUUGGUGGUAGGAGCCCCUUAUGAGACCAGUGGCCAUCAGAAGACGGGAGAUGUCUACAAAUGCUCCGUCGAUAGUGAAGCCAACAGCACCUGCUCCAAACUCAAUCUUGGAAGAGUAACUCUUUCCAAUGUGUCGGAACGCAAGGACAACAUGCGCUUGGGUUUGAGCUUGACCACAAACCCCAAAGACAACAGCUUUCUGGCCUGCAGCCCGCUCUGGUCUCAUGAGUGCGGAAGUUCUUACUACACCACAGGAAUGUGCUCCAGGGUGAACUCCAACUUCAGAUUCUCCAAGACGGUGGCUCCGGCUCUGCAGCGAUGCCAGACGUACAUGGAUAUCAUUAUCGUCCUGGACGGAUCCAACAGCAUCUAUCCCUGGGCGGAAGUGCAGGAUUUCCUGAUAAAAAUCUUGAAGAAAUUUUACAUCGGUCCAGGCCAAAUCCAGGUUGGAGUCGUCCAAUAUGGAGAAGACGCUGUGCAUGAGUUUCAUUUGAAUGACUACCGGUCGGUUAAGGAUGUUGUGGAAGCCGCCCGACACAUCGAGCAAAGAGGAGGGACAUUAACCCAGACGGCGUUUGGGAUUGAAUUCGCUCGCUCAGAAGCGUUUCGGAAUGGCGGGCGGAAAGGGGCGAAGAAAGUGAUGAUUGUCAUCACGGAUGGGGAAUCCCACGACAGUUCGGACCUGGAGAAGGUGAUUGAAGGCAGCGAAAAAGACAACAUCACCCGAUACGCCGUGGCCGUCCUUGGUUACUACAACAGAAGAGGGAUCAAUCCCAAAGCUUUCCUGAAGGAAAUAAAGUAUAUAGCGAGUGACCCAGAUGAAAAACACUUCUUUAAUGUCAGCGAUGAAGCCGCUCUGAAAGACAUUGUGGAUGCUCUUGGGGAAAGGAUUUUCAGCUUGGAAGGAACCAACAAGAAUGAGAUCUCCUUUGGCCUGGAAAUGUCCCAGACUGGAUUUUCAUCGCAUAUUGUAGAAGAUGGGAUCUUACUGGGAGCUGUGGGUGCCUAUGACUGGAAUGGAGCCGUGCUCAAGGAAACCAGCAACGGCAAAGUGGUCCCUCACCGGGAAUCCUAUCUCCAGGAGUUUCCAGAGGAGCUGAAGAAUCAUGGGGCUUAUCUAGGUUACACUGUCACUUCGGUGGUUUCAAGAAGACGCGACCGAAUUUACGUAGCCGGGGCGCCCCGGUUCAACCACACGGGGAAAGUGAUUAUUUUCACAAUGCACAUCAACCGAAACCUCACCAUCCACCAGUCGCUGAAAGGAGAACAGAUCGGUGCCUAUUAUGGAAGCGAAAUAAAUUCCAUAGAUGUUAAUGGGGACGGGGUCACUGAUAUUUUGUUGGUUGGAGCCCCAAUGUACUUCAGCGAAGGAAGAGAGAAAGGAAAGGUGUAUGUCUACACUUUGAAAGAGGACCGGUUUGUCUCCAGCGGAUCGCUGAAGGACUUGCCCAGCUACCAAAACUCCAGGUUUGGCUCCUGCAUCGCCUCCGUCCCGGACCUGAACCAGGACUCUUACAACGAUGUGGUUGUCGGUGCGCCUCUGGAAGAUGACCACCAAGGAGCAAUAUAUGUCUUUCACGGACACAAGGAGAACCUCAUCCGGAAAUAUAAGCAGCGAAUAGCCGCGGCUGACCUUUCUCCAGGCUUGAUGUAUUUUGGGUGCAGCAUCCAUGGGCAUUUGGAUCUGAAUGAAGAUGGCCUCGUGGACCUGGCUGUCGGCUCCCUCGGAAACGCUGUCUUACUCUGGUCCCGCAGUGUUGUCAGAGUCAAUGCCAGCAUCCGCUUUGAACCGUUCAAGAUCAACAUCUUCAACAAGGACUGCGUUCGGAACGGAAAGGACGCCACUUGCCUCUCCGCCUUUGUUUGCUUCACUGCCAUUUUCCUCUCUGCGCAUUUCCAGACGGCCGCCGUGGCCCUGAAUUUCAACAUCACCAUCGAUGAGCGGCGCUAUAUCCCCCGAGCCCAUCUUGACGAAAACGGAGACAGGCUCACUCACAAGAGAGCCACCUUAUCCGCCGGUCAAGAGCAUUGCGAGAAGCUGAAUUUCCAUGUCUUGGAUACAGCUGAUUAUGUGAAGCCGGUCACAUUUUCCAUUCUUUAUGACCUGGAUAGUCCUCAUGAUGGACCAGUGAUGGACGAUGGGUGGCCGACCGCGCUGAACGUUGCUGUCCCAUUCUGGAACGGCUGCAAUGAGGACGAGCACUGCAUCCCGAAUUUGGUCCUUGAUGCUAAAACCGACAUCCCAACUGCCAUGGAGUAUUGCAGACGCGUCCUGAGAAAGUCGCAUUCGGAUUGCGCCGCCUACACGCUGUCUUUUGACACCUCCGUUUUUGUCAUAGAGAGCGCCAGAAGGAGGGUGGCGGUAGAGGCGGCCCUGGAGAACAUGGGAGAAAACGCGUAUAACGCCGUUCUAAACAUUUCCUUCUCGAGAAACCUGCAGUUUGCAAGCUUGAUCCAGAAGGAUGACCUGGACAUCAACAUUGAAUGCAUGUCUGAGGAGAAGCACCCAAACAGUAGGAUUUGCAAUGUCAGCUACCCGUUCUUCCGGGCCAAAGCAAAGGUAGCGUUCCGCCUGGAUUUCGAGUUUAGCAAGUCUAUUUUCCUCCAGAGCCUGGAGAUCUCUCUAACCGCCAAGAGUGACAGUGAAGAAUUAGAAAGCACCAAAGAGGACAAUUCCAUUCUCCUAAAGUUUCCACUGAAGUAUGAAAGCGAUCUCCUUUUCACCAGGAGUUCCAGCCAAGACUAUUAUGAGAUCAAGUCCAACAGUUCUCUGGAGAGAUAUGACAGCAUUGGCCCUCCCUUCAAUUGCACCUUUAAGCUACAGAAUCUGGGCCUUUUCCCCAUCGACGCAGUGGCUAUCAAAAUCACCGUCCCAGUCGCCACCCGAGGAGGAAACCGCCUUCUGCAGCUAACAGACUUCAGAGUCCAGGAGGAAAGCAUGAAAUGCCACAUUGGAGGCAACAAUACAGACUACCGCAGAACUCCCUCGGAUGAGGAUCUGGGCCGCCAUCCUCAGCUGAACCACAGCAAUUCCGAUGUGAUCUCAAUAGACUGCAAUGUGAACCUGGCAGCCAACGAAGAAGUCAGCUUCCUUCUGUACGGAAACCUCUGGAUGAAGUCGCUGAGAGCGAUGAAAUUCAAGUCGCUGAGGUUUGUGAUCAAUGCAUCUCUGCAGAGAGGGUUUCGCAGCGCCUUUGUCUUCAGAGAAGAAGAUCCCAGCCGGCAGAUCACAUUUGAAAUCUCCAAAGUGGAGGACUCCCAGAUCCCCAUCUGGAUCAUCAUUGGGAGCACAUUAGGCGGCCUCUUGCUCCUGGGGCUACUUGUGCUGGCCCUAUGGAAGCUUGGCUUUUUCAAAAGCGCCAACCGCAAGCGAGAGACAGAUGAGGGCCAGAACGCAAAAGAUUUGAACUGAGGUCUCCGUUUUCACAACCGCGUGAGGCUGUUUCUCCUCGCUGCCAAGUUUGGUCCGGCACACGGAGGCCAUUGUCGUUCACAUCCAUCGAUUUGCCCGCCUCCCUUCAUCAAUAGCAACCAAACCGCCUGGCGUUUCCUACAAAAGAGGGGAGCUUCUGUCUGGCAAAGGUAUUUCAAACUGGUUUUGACUGUUCCCUUCUGCUUAAGACACUGGAAGUACACACAGAGAGAGAGGACUCCCAAGGGGAGAUCCGCCUGAGACCAGGAAUCUUUCAGCGGUGAUCCCUUUCUUCAAAAUGACCCGCCUUGGCUCCCCAAAGCAAUGCAUACAGAGCCAGGAAAGGAGCGAGUCAGUCCAAAAACUGCACAAAAGGGCUGCUUGGUAAUACAAAAGACACCUCCUGUCUCAGGAUACUCUUCUUUCGGUUUGCGUUUCCAUGGGGGAAGAUUUCACACCUAAAAAGAAGAAAAGCGGAGGCAGGAGUAACAUAAAACCCAAGGGAAAGGAAAAGGAAGGAAGGAGCCACCCAGACUGAAUUAUUCUGCAAAGGGAUUUCUACAUGGGAUUUCUCUCCAAAACCAGUAAAAAGUGCAUUUAAUAAAAUGUUCUGAAGCUCUUCCCAGAUGAAUGGACAUUGCAGGAAGUUAAAACUUUCAGCUAAGAACUGUUCAGUAUCACAUAUUGCAAAGCGGAUGGCGAGAAUGCAAUGGCCCUUAACUUGCAGAUGGACACAGACUGACCUGCUUUCUAGCCGUUGUUCAGAAGGGAGGAAAUGUUGCAAGGAAAAGGAACAUAAGCAUAACAAACUGUGUCCACCUCUGAAUUGUGUAGAUCAUGCCACAGCAUCCUAAUUUCACAAUGUUGAUGCGCAUUCACCAAUCUUUGCAAAGGACCCCCACAAAAGAUGCAAUGCCCUGGAAAACUUCUUCCGCACCCGGGACCCAUAUCCCUUUCAAAGUGGUGCAGAAAAGGUGCCCAAGUUGACAUAAGUCUCCUUUCAGAUGCAUCAUGCCUCUUUCCAAAAUGUGUAUCCUCAUUAUUUGUACAUGGAGCAGUGAAGAGCUCUUAAUCGCCUUCUUUUAAUGCACUGAACACGAAGCGCCAACACUUGUAAGCACCUUAACACAAGCCUUCAGUCUCCAGCUGUAUAUACUUCUUCUGAAAAUGUUUACCUUACUUGUUUUGAAAAGGUGAGUUUAAGAUAAAAAAUGAAGAGAACCAGUUUGAAGGGUUUCCCGACAAAGUUGUGACAUUUCCAAAACCAACCGAGACAGGAAAAAAAUGUAUUAUAUGUAUAUAGUUUUGUAUGAUGGAAAGGUUUUAAUUUGGCCAUAUUGUUCUUCCUCUUCUGCCUAGUAGUUAUUUAUGCUAUUGUUAAUAUUAACGUUCAGCUCGAUGCAGCAACAUACGUCAAAUGCUGCAGCCAUUAGGUUUUCUUUAAGGAAAUUAAACUUUUUAAAAAAUGAAGAUGCUUUGAUGUUUUCGCUUGUCAAAAGCUUACUUUGAGGGAAUAGAGAUAUGCCAUUUAGAGGCUGCUAUAUUGUAUUUGCUGUGGUGAGUUGGACCUAGCUCUUUGGUUGGAGGAGGAAGAUUUAGGAGAGAAAUGUGUGAGCCAUGAACCAUAGACUCCUAGAUUCAGAAGAGACUCCAAGGGGCCACCCAGUCCGACAUCUUUCUGCCAUGCAGGAAUACACAAUCAGAGUCCCACGUGCGACAGAUGGCAUCCAGACCCUUCAACGGGACAUCCCUGCAAAUAUUUAAACAUGGCCAUCAUGUUGCCUCUUCAUCUUCUAAACAUUCCCAGGUUUCUAAGCCUAAGCAAGCCUAGCAGUUUUAGGGUAACAGGGGAAGCAGCCUCAGUCUUAUGGGUUGAAGUACCAGGCUCCAGUCAUUCACUGGAGGUACUCCAUCUCAUUGUAUUAGGAGACCAUCUGCGUGAAAAGAAACGGAGUAGCUGGACUGACUUCCCCAUGACUGAAUUCGGAGAGUUGCAAAGGCAAUCUACCUCUGCAACCCCAUUCAUCAAAAAGAGAAGAAGCCUAAGUUUCAGAAAGAAGGCACCCAGAUUUAUAAGGGGGUGGGGGGGAUAUCCUGACAUUUUCAAAUCAUUCCUCUCUCCCACAACCACAACGAGGUGCAACUGACAUGGUUUGGCCAGCCCUAAAACCUUGUCCAUAACUGGAAGAACAAGAAGUUGAUAAAAUACUUGUAACUCCAAACUGCUUGGAAAGAAGGUGCAAGUGAGGCCUGACAACCCUCCUCUUCAUUGAAAGUGCUGCGAUUUGGCCUCUUGCGCAUCUCCCAAAUCCAGUAGAGUUCUGAACAUGUUGACUCCAAUCAAGCAAACUGACAAGUCCAAGACCAAGGCCUUGCUCCUUUCUGUCCCUUACUAGCACCCAAUGAGAACAACACCCCAUGUUUUGCAGCAGGAAAGAUCAGAAAUUAAGAGCUAAUUUCACAUUCAAGGUUUUAUUUGUUAUACAAACAUACACACCGGUGCCUGGGACGCCCUUUUAGUUUAAAUCAUACUUCUUUGAUUCAUUUCUUUUUUAAUUUAAAUGACUGCGGAACAUUCUUUCGUUGUCCGACAGAAAGUGGCGCUUAAAAUGAGGGCAAAUUUCAGGAGCCUGUCAAAAUAAACCCUUGAACAUUUGGCUGCUGAAGUUUCUGCUAAGGAGAUACUUUUCACAGGUCAAACCUUCUUCAUUUAAUAAAGGUAUGACUAAU